This is a messenger RNA of Phaethon lepturus (White-tailed tropicbird), 1563 nucleotides long. It is a transcript of the gene TEPSIN, whose product is annotated as ENTH domain containing 2. The annotation marks the transcript as partial. Gene Ontology annotation, cellular component: trans-Golgi network membrane. The transcript is spliced from 12 exons. NCBI's taxonomy places the organism in Eukaryota, Metazoa, Chordata, Aves, Phaethontiformes, Phaethontidae. The record is from RefSeq and is a predicted model, not a curated record.
AACCGGCUGCAGAGCAAUUCCUGCCGCGUCAAGCUGAAGGUGCUGAAGAUCCUGCUGCACACAUGUGUCCAGGGCUCCCCCCAGUUUGUCCUGCAGCUGAAGAGGAAUGCCUGCUUCAUCCGGGAGGCAACAGUAUUCUCCGGGCCCCCAGACCCCCUCCAUGGAAACAGCUUGAACCAGAAGGUCCGGGCAGCUGCACAGGACCUGGCAAGUGUUCUCUUUUCGGAUGCACCGCUCCCCCAGCCUGCUGCGCCGCCUGCCCAUCCCCUGCCUCCCACGGGCAUGGGCUCCAGCCCCAGCCCCUGCAGCUCCUUGCAAGGAUUCGGCUUCAGCAGUGAGAAAAGCGGCUCCGCUUCAACAGGGGAAGCCCUGCUCAGCACCAUCCAGCGAGCAGCCGAAGCAGUGGCCCACGCUGUGCUCCCCUCCCCGGAGGGGCCCCGGCCUCGCUGCAGGGAGCUCCGCGAGGAUGCCUACCAGCCCGUGAGAGCCCCCUCUCCCACCAGGAGCCUGACUGGGGCUGUGAAGCCACCAGUGGCCACCUUGGCACACAGCAUCCGAGUAAGUCACCAGCCGGGGCUGGCUGGGGGCGGCUGGGAGGAGACAGACAGCGGGCACAGCUCCCAGGACUCCUCGCAGGGGAACGGCGAGUUGAGCCGCACCUCGGACUCCUGCAGCAAAUCGGGCAGUGACAGCCACUCCGGGGCCAGCCGGGAGCUGACCCACAUGGCUGAGAGGGUGGACGCUGACAGCCUGGGUGACUGUGUGCGGGAGGUGAGCCUGGUGUCAGCGCUGACCCGCGGUGCCAGGGUCUUCCUCACCAGGGAGGAAGCACAACACUUCGUCAAGGAGUGCGGGCUGCUGAACUGCGAGGUGGUGCUGGAGCUGCUCAGCCGGGCGUUGGAGGACCCCAGUGACAGCGUCCGCAUGAGAUCCAUGUGUGCCAUCUCCUCCCUCAUGUGCUCCGACCUGCUCUCCCUGGACCAGAUCUUUGCUGUGACUCGGCAGCACCUGCAGCAGCGCAGCCAAGGCAGCCCUGGUCCUGUUGCCAACCGAGCAAUGAAGAUUCUGCGGCAGUUCGAGGCUCUUUGCAGCAGCCAGCCCUCCCCCAAGAGCAAGUGGCCGGACUCAGACCCCUCUGCCCUCGCCGUGGGCUCAGCCUCAUGUACUGCGGACCUGUUGACGGACAUCCUGCCCCUGGCAGGCGAGAGCAUCCUCACCCCGCUGAGUGCAACCCCACUGCCCACGGCCAUGCCGGCCUGCAGUGAGGAACAGGGGGUGGAAGCGGAGACCCAUGGGCAGCCUGAUGCCACAGUGCCAGCCUGUCCCUGCGAGCGGGAGGCGGGGAGCCGGGUGCCGCCUGAUGCCACGGUGCCAGCCUGUCCCUGCGAGCGGGAGGCGGUGAGCAGGCUGGCAGGGGACAUGGUGAGCACCACUGCACCCUCCCGCAGCCUGUCCCUCUUUGCUGGCAUGGAGCUGGUGACCCGUCCUGGCACCGUGCUCUGCCCCGACUCUCUGCCAGCAGAGCCAUGGACGCUGUCCCAGCCCCAGGACUGGCAGACGGAU